Theobroma cacao (cacao) is the source of this 2437-nucleotide messenger RNA. NCBI's taxonomy places the organism in Eukaryota, Viridiplantae, Streptophyta, Magnoliopsida, Malvales, Malvaceae. The record is from RefSeq and is a predicted model, not a curated record.
GCCAACCUCCCCGGCCCUCCCUAAAAGCAAAGCAUCAUCACUCACUCACUCGAGAAGAAGAUGAGAGAGAAACCGAAGAUAAAGAUAAAACUUUUUAGAUAGCAGGAGAGAGAGAGAGAGGGGGAGAGAGAAACAAAGAAAAGAAAGAUAAACAGCUUUUAUUAUAGAGAGGAGAGAGUGAGUAAGAAGGAGAAAGAGAAAGCUCUGCCCUAGAAAUAUGCAUCCCGAUAAGGACUUGUGUAUGCAGAGCUUUUUGUAGUAAGUAAUAAAAAACGCUUUCCUUCCCACUUCACGCAGAAAUGGCCUCUUUUCUGCAUUUCUCAGUCUGCCUUUAAUUCCCAUAACUUCUCGCAAAGACUGCUUCACUUUCUUUUCUUUCUUUCUUCUUUUUUUUUUUGAAAAAACCCAUCUUCUUCAAAGCUUCUUAGUUUCGAAAGGCUGGACCUUUAACCCCAGUCCACUAAUGUAAGUUACUUUCUUUUUCUGGGUUUUUUUUUUUAUAGAAAAGGAGCAAAAGAUUUUACCCAUUUCUGCUUAGUUUUUGAAGAGAGUUGCAGUUUAGUUCUUUCAACUCAGUUUGACUUUCUAUACUGGCAUUGGCUCCAGCUUUUGUCUGUUUCUUCCUUUUUUCUUUCUCUUUAUUUUUAUUUUGUGUGUAAAUCGUUUUCUUUGGGUUGUGACUUUGAAGUGUGUUAUGGUCUGGGGGUUUGCCGUGGAAGAUGCUUGGUGUUAAAGAUUUGAGGAGCUUCGUUUGUAACGCUAAAUGUCUCUCUUCGGUUUCUGUUCUGGCUGGAUUUCCAGGGCCAUGCGUCUGUGAAUUUUGGUUUAUUGGAAUAUGAACCAUAAAACGAGUUCUUCAUUGAAUUCUUGUAAUCUUUGAUAUGGCGUAUUCUUUUCUCUGUCUCUCUUCAUGUUGGUUCCAAGAUCUAUAUCCUUUUCAACUGUUUAGUGCUCACAAUUUGGAACUUCAUGGGCGCGUUUCUGUUGUUUUGACUUUACAAUUUGUAUGGAGCGUUUGUCAUUGCAUUGAACUUUAGAAAAAAUAGAGCUAUCUUUUUAGUUUUUAUAAAUUGGCUUGUAAGUUGAUUUGAAGGCGCAUUCAAGUAUAGGUUCUUCGAGGUAAAUGCAUGGAUCGAAGGGAUGCUAUGGCAUUAUCGGGGUCUGCAUCUUACUAUAUGCAACAAAGAGGAAUAACCGGGUCAGGGUCUGGAACACAGUCUGGGAUACAUGGAUCACCAGGCAUUCAUCCAUUAUCUAGUCCAAAUGUACAAUACCAAUCAAGUAUUAGUGCCACCACUAUGGGAUCAACGUUAUCUGUAGAGCCUUCAUCAGGAAUUACCCCUCAUAGUGUCAAUGUAGGCACACCUUCAGCUGUGCCACCUAGUGAGACUGUGAAACGGAAAAGAGGAAGGCCCCGAAAGUACGGACCUGAUGGGACUGUUUCAUUAGCAUUGACUCCACCAUCAGCUACUCAUCCUGGGACAAUAACACCAACCCAAAAACGGGGAAGGGGGCGGCCACCGGGUACUGGAAGGAAGCAACAGUUAGCUUCCCUUGGUGAAUGGCUGUCUGGUUCAGCUGGGAUGGGUUUUACUCCACACGUCAUCACCAUUGCAAUAGGAGAAGACAUUGCAACAAAAAUAAUGUCAUUUUCACAGCAAGGGCCAAGAGCUGUAUGCAUUUUGUCAGCUAAUGGUGCUGUCUCUACUGUAACUCUUCGUCAGCCAUCAUCCUCGGGUGGUACUGUCACAUAUGAGGGGCGAUUUGAGAUAUUAUGUCUGUCAGGCUCUUACCUACUGACCAGCAAUGGUGGCUCUCGCAAUCGAACUGGUGGUCUCAGUGUUUCCCUUGCCAGUCCUGAUGGUCGCGUCAUUGGUGGAGGUGUUGGAGGGAUGCUUAUUGCAGCAAGCCCUGUUCAGGUGAUUGUGGGAAGUUUUCUGUGGGGUGGUUCAAAGACAAAGAACAAGAAAGGGGGAGGUCAAGAAGGUGUAAAAGACUCGGAUCAUCAGACUGUUGACAAUAUAGUAACUCCUCCUGGCAUUUCGCCAAGUCAAAAUCUGACUCCAACUUCGGCAGGUGUAUGGCCGGGUUCACGAUCAAUGGAUAUGCGUAACACCCAUGUUGACAUUGAUCUAAUGCGCGGAUGACGGUUUCCUCCUAAUGGUAUCAUGAGCAAUGUAUAUAGUUUGCUGUUGAAGGCCACCUGAUUGUAAUUUGAAAGCCCUAUGGACAGAAUAGAGGCCAGAAGAUUUUUGGCUUGAUGAUUCUCACUUCAUUUACCCAAGACAAUGACAGACAAUGGGAUUUGUUCUGAUAUUUGUAGCUUGGUGACAGCUAGUUCAAAGAUUUUAGAACUCACUAUUUCCACUAAUCCUGAGAGGUACAUUUCAAUCUCUAAUGUGAACCAGUUAAAUAAGACAUGCUUCAGUUCUCUUUA